CACGUACGGAGUGACAGCUGAGGCCGAGGCGGUACUUCACUUCCUGAUGCUGAUGGCACCUGAUUUUUGCUAGGCGAGCAACCCGCUUUUACUCAUCACAGUUUAGGAACAACUUGUGAAACACAGCGUGGUCACGUCGUCGGGAUCAGGAGGUGCAGCAGAGUUAGGACGGCACCAUGAACGGCCAGCUCGACCUAAGCGGAAAGUUGAUCAUCAAAGCCCAAUUGGGUGAUGACAUCAGACGCAUCCCCAUCCACAAUGAAGACAUCACUUACGACGAGCUGGUGCUCAUGAUGCAACGCGUCUUCAGGGGCAAACUGCAGAGCAACGAUGAGGUCACCAUUAAGUACAAAGACGAAGAUGAUGACCUCAUCACCAUCUUUGACAGCUCUGACCUCUCCUUCGCCAUCCAGUGCAGUAGAAUACUCAAGUUAACUUUGUUUGUUAACGGUCAACCCCGGCCAUUGGAGUCCAGUCAGGUGAAGUACCUGCGUAGGGAACUCAUUGAGCUGAGGAAUAAAGUCAACACCCUACUAGAUAACUUUGAGCCCCCCGUGGAGCCCGGCAUGGCUGCAACGGCACCAGAAAACGAAACAGUUGACGGACGCGAAGGCAAGGUGGUGACGACAGAUGCUGCUGCGAAGCAUGUGACCCCAGUCAGCGCGGCCAGUAUGUCCGCCUUUGACCCGUUAAAGAACCAAGAUGAAGUCAACAAGAAUGUCAUCUCUUCUUUUGGUCUGAGCGAGGACCAGGCCCCAGCUCCGCCAGCAACAGCCCCAGAGGAGCGCUCAGGGACGCCUGAUAGCAUUGCUUCCGCCUCUUCCGCAGCCCCUCAGCCAGGAUUGCCUCCCCAAGCGCAGGCUCCCUUUUCUGGAGUGCAGCAGGGACCCCAAUCAGGUAUAGAUGGUCAGGUGUAUCAGCAGUACCAGGCCCCAGCUGGAUACCCUCAACAGCAGCCAGGUGCACCACCUCAACAGUAUGGAAUGCAGUAUCCUGCUGGGUACAGCCCCCAGCCGGGAGCCCCCCAACCUGGUCCGCCGCAGCCUCAACAGCAGCAGUUCCAGAACUACGCACCUCCUUCCUCCCAAGCCCCAGCCCCGGGUCCGCCGGCCCCGUCCCCUAGCUUCCAAGGUGGCCAGCAGCAGCCUCAUCCUCCUCCUCCUCAGGGACCCCAGCAGUACCCACCAGGAGCCUUUCCUCCCCAAAACUAUACCUCCCAGGCAUCGCAGCCUGCCAACUACAGCAUGCCCCCCACCUCCCAGCCUGCUGGGUACCAACCUCGCCCAGGAUACACCCCACCUCCAGGCAGCACGGUCACCCCUCCGCCCGGGGCUGCUAACCCAUAUGCCCGCAACCGGCCCCCUUACGGUCAGGGCUAUGCUCAACCGGGGCCUGGGUACCGGUAAACGGAGCACAUGAAUCAUCCAUACACAAACCCUAAUGGGUCCAACUACUUGGACUGAUUUUACGGUUCUGAUUUUUUUUUUGUCCCCUUCAUUUGAGUAUCGAAUCCAAAUAUGAAAAAGGCAACCCCAUCUCCAGUCUGAUGUUUCGUAUUUGUACACCGUCUAUCCAA
This is a messenger RNA of Corythoichthys intestinalis (scribbled pipefish), 1576 nucleotides long. RefSeq names its product trafficking from ER to golgi regulator (gene tfg). The record is from RefSeq and is a predicted model, not a curated record. Lineage: Eukaryota; Metazoa; Chordata; Actinopteri; Syngnathiformes; Syngnathidae. Gene Ontology annotation, cellular component: endoplasmic reticulum exit site. The transcript is spliced from 8 exons. The coding region runs from base 177 to 1406 and encodes 409 amino acids. Gene Ontology annotation, biological process: COPII vesicle coat assembly; endoplasmic reticulum to Golgi vesicle-mediated transport. Gene Ontology annotation, molecular function: identical protein binding.